UUUCCUCUCUUGUAGUCGUCAAGCUGCGGUUCCCACAUCUCGCCAAUUCGCCCGCCAUGGACUUCUCCGAUAUCUUUCGCAUGGUGAACUUCGCCGUCGCUGUGUUCAUGGUCCUUGGCGGUGUUGCAAAGUUAUUGCCGUUCAAUGAUUUCUCGCAUAUCAUUCUCGGUGUUUACUUGAUAAUAUUCGGCCUUGGCACCGCUUUGCUCGAGUUUCAGAUUCCUCAGCAGGUUGCUCGCUAUGCUUCCUUUAUGUUUUCGUUCCUUGGACGUGGUGUUUUUUACAUCUUCAUCGGUUCCGUCAUUGUCGGCGAGAAGUGGUUCCGCAUUGUGCCAGGAACCCUUGUUGGCAUUGUCGGCAUUGGAUACGCUGCUCUCGAGUUUGUACCCUCAAUUGAGCCUCCGGCGAACAUGCGCGAUGCCGAUGCUGGAUGGGGUGCGGAGCAAGUCUAAGCUUCCAAUCUAGCAAUGGAGGAUGGCGGUUGUUGAACCCUUCAUAUCUAUUAUACCAUCAUACGUUUCGGCCUUUGAUAGUGGCAGUUGGUAAAGGCCAGGAGGUAGACAGUGGAGACGCAUGCUGAUGUUAUGGUCUGCCCGUGCAGAAGUUACACUACGGUCUUUGUUUCAAGAGUGCACACGUUGAGUGCAUUUGGGAUGUCUUGGAUAGCGAUUCAUAGCGAUUGCUGUGAAAAGCAUGUACGAAAGCUUUGUAUGAUUUCGUCUUUACCUAGAGAAUAUCAAUGCUCCAGGUACCUG
Parastagonospora nodorum SN15 is the source of this 755-nucleotide messenger RNA. RefSeq lists its product as hypothetical. The transcript has 6 exons. NCBI's taxonomy places the organism in Eukaryota, Fungi, Ascomycota, Dothideomycetes, Pleosporales, Phaeosphaeriaceae. The record is from RefSeq and is a predicted model, not a curated record. Bases 57 to 452 code for a protein of 131 amino acids. Gene Ontology annotation, biological process: vesicle-mediated transport. Gene Ontology annotation, cellular component: Golgi membrane.